UCCAGACACGUGGGGCUAGAGUCCGGGUCGCCUUCCCAGCUGUCAGCCGCGCUUCCAAUCUGCUCCCUCCCGCCCGCUCCGUUACUCCUCUUCCUCCUCCUCUUCCUCUUCUCCUCUUCCCCGCAGGGGUGUGCGGCCACCAUGGCGUCCAGCGAGGACGAAGGCGGCAACGGGGGUUCCUCCGAGGCGGGCGAGGAGAAAGAGACGGUCAAGAAGAGGAGACUGGGUUUCCUGGCCACUGCCUGGCUCACAUUCUACAACAUCGCCAUGACCGCCGGUUGGCUGGUACUAGCUGUUGCCAUGGUUCGGUUUUAUAUGGAGAAAGGAACACACAAGGGUUUAUACAAAAGUAUUCAGAAGACACUCAAAUUUUUCCAGACAUUUGCAUUGCUGGAGAUAGUCCACUGUAUAAUUGGAAUUGUACCUACUUCUGUACUUGUGACUGGGGUCCAAGUGAGUUCAAGAAUCUUUAUGGUGUGGCUCAUCACCCACAGUAUAAAACCAAUCCAGAAUGAGGACAGUGUGGUACUUUUUCUGGUGGCGUGGACUGUGACAGAAAUUACUCGAUAUUCCUUCUACACAUUCAAUCUUCUGAACCACUUGCCAUACUUCAUUAAAUGGGCCAGAUACAAUUUUUUUAUCAUCUUGUAUCCUGUUGGAGUUGUUGGUGAACUUCUUACUAUUUAUGCAGCCUUACCCUAUGUAAAGAAGACAGGAAUGUUUUCACUAAGACUUCCUAACAAGUACAAUGUUUCCUUUGACUAUUAUUAUUUUCUUCUUAUAACUAUGGCCUCCUACAUACCAUUGUUCCCACAAUUAUAUUUUCACAUGCUGCGGCAAAGGAGAAAGGUGCUUCAUGGAGAGGUGAUUGUGGAAAAAGAUGAUUGAGUAUUCCUAUGAGGAAGGUGCUUUUUCAGAAUGAGGAAUUCACAAAAACUCUUUGAUCCUCAUCAUCACACAAGUUUAAUAACAAGAAUAAACAACAUCUUGAAAUAACCUGGAUUGUAUUAUUUCCUAAAUGUUAACUUGAAAUUUCACGUUUAUCAGUUCUUUUUUACCUCAAAUUAUGCCAUGUUAUUUUAGAGGCAAUAAGUUCUAUGCAAAUAUCAACCAUAAAAUGUUAAAUGGAUUUUUAUUAUUAAAUACCUAAUAGGUAUCAGAAGUCAUUAGGAGUUAAUUAGAUAUGCAUCAAAUAGAAAUGUUACUUUAAAAAAAGUCUUCAAUAAUCUUAAUAAUGUGUUUGCCUUGAAAAAUGCUUUAGUCUUUUAAAAUCAAUGUUAAUAAAUUAGUUUAGUGACUUAAUAUUAUAGAAGUGGGAAUGAGUGCCAUUCAACUGACAUUUGUCAAGUAAAGUAAAUCCAAGAUCAUAAUUUCUUUAAUGAUGUAUUGAUAUUUCUCUAACUCAAUUUGUCUAGCUAUGAAAUAAAGUAUAUGAUCCGUGGUGACACAGGAGGGACAUAUACUGUUUUCUGCAGUAGAACUUUUUUUGUGGGUCUGGGGAGCUUCUGGAUAAAGAUUAUCAAGUACCAUUAUUAAUGAAUAUUUGCAACUAUUUUGACACUUUUAGUCUUAGAGAAGUACCUGGGUACUGAGAAAUUAAGUGAAAAAUCCAGGUCUUCCUGGCUGUGAGGAAGAUUCUGUCCUAUAAAAUGAUAAAGUUAACAAAAAUGACAAGUGGUCUUUGAAUUGCUUAUAGUGAAGAGUUUAAUAUAAGGACAGGGAAAGGCAUUUGUGUGCUUUAGGCAAGGUUUGACACUUUGGUCUACCUGAAUUUGAAAAUAGCACCGACUGGAUAUUUCUGUCCACUGGAGGCUUUAGGCAUUGGCUUUAAUUCAUAUGACUUGGAAAGAUCAUGAAAUAAAUGCUUACCAGCAGAUCUCUGCAAUUGAAAAGUAUGUGGGUUUAAAAUACAUUAUUAAUAAGUGCUUGCCCUUUUCACCACUCAUCUUGCCUUUCCUGGCAGCUGCCUACCCUGUACAUAUCCCUAAUUCUGGCUUUAGGGGGAUGCAAUCAUAAUAAUGUGUUUAAGCUGUUGGUAUCAGUUUGUGAAAAAAAUAUUUGUUUGUUUGGAUACCCACCUUUACCCCUAAAAUAAGCUUUGUACUUUUUACUUGUCCAAUAGUUUUUUUUCCUGUUUCUCAGUAGUUAAAGGAGUUAGGGGAAAAAAAGUAAAAAUAAGUACAUAUUUCCAUGAUAAAACCUUGUUAUAAUUCUAUUUUCAGUGUCUGUCCCACAGUACAAAUUUUAAGGGAAAAAAAUUUUAUAACAAGGUCCUUUGCAUACAAGGGUUUAUGACUGAAUCCUCUUUAAAAAAGAGCUUUCUGGGGCAGCUAGGUGGCACAGUGAAUAGAGUACCAGUCCUGAAAUCAGAAGGACCCGAGUUCAAAUUU
This is a messenger RNA of Sarcophilus harrisii (Tasmanian devil), 2390 nucleotides long. It is a transcript of the gene HACD1, whose product is annotated as 3-hydroxyacyl-CoA dehydratase 1. The record is from RefSeq and is a predicted model, not a curated record. Gene Ontology annotation, cellular component: endoplasmic reticulum membrane. The coding region runs from base 142 to 888 and encodes 248 amino acids. Gene Ontology annotation, biological process: sphingolipid biosynthetic process; fatty acid elongation; very long-chain fatty acid biosynthetic process. The transcript is spliced from 7 exons. Gene Ontology annotation, molecular function: 3-hydroxyacyl-CoA dehydratase activity. Lineage: Eukaryota; Metazoa; Chordata; Mammalia; Dasyuromorphia; Dasyuridae.